Molecule: messenger RNA, 1301 nt
Organism: Spodoptera frugiperda (fall armyworm)
Lineage: Eukaryota; Metazoa; Arthropoda; Insecta; Lepidoptera; Noctuidae
Product: odorant receptor 4-like
Exons: 9
Coding region: 13-1242 (409 amino acids)
Biological process (GO): sensory perception of smell; detection of chemical stimulus involved in sensory perception of smell
Cellular component (GO): plasma membrane
Molecular function (GO): olfactory receptor activity; odorant binding
Source: RefSeq, a predicted model, not a curated record
AACUGUUUCAAAAUGUCUGAAGAAGAGAGGAACGUUGCUCGCAAGGAGAUUCAUGAAACGUUAAAACUUUGCAAUUUUUGUGUACGCAAUAUCGGACUAUCUUUUAUAGAUAUACCAAAAAGUUUCUUCCAAAGUUUAACGUCUUAUCUAUCGUUCAUAAUGUCGUCAUCGUUAUUGGUUCUGAUGCUGGCAGGUGAGAUAGCGUAUGUCGCCGGCCAGAUGAUUAAUACCGCCUCCGUGGAGGAAUUUGUCGGUAGUUAUUUACACAUCGCUGGAUACGAUACUAUGAGUUUCGGCAAAUUGAUAACAAUUUGGUACAAGAGGCAUACGUUCCGACAACUGGUGGUGGAACUGGCAGAGAUAUGGCCAGCCUCCAUCAGAGACAGGGACGGAGUCGAGAUAAAACGAAACAGUCUCUCAACACUUAAGCAUAGACAGUUCUUGUAUGCCUUUUGGAAUAUCUUGGGUGUGUGGUUGUAUAACUUGACGCCGAUUGCUGUGCUCUUGUACCGUAAACUACGUGGUAUGCCUGCAGCUCUUGGCUACGUGUGGCAGAUGGCAUACCCUUUUGAUAAAACCAAGCCAGCAGCCCACGGCAUCGUGUAUAUCUUCGAAACAUGCGCAGGUUGCAUAUCAGUGUGUUGUAUGCUGGGUUCAGACUUGUUAUUCAUGACGAUGGCAAGUCACAUCAGUAUGCUACUGCGUCUGCUGCAGAAUCAAAUUCGUCGGCUCGGUACACUGGGAAGUAAAGACCCUUUUGACACGAGGUGCAACGAUUGUUACAAGGAUAUCGUUGAAGUCGUUAAAAUACAUCAGAGACUUAUCAGGUACAUUAAAGAUCUAGAGGAUGCCUUUUCGGUGGUAAACCUAAUAAAUGUAUUGUUGAGUUCUGUUAAUAUUUGCUGUGUGAUGUUCACUAUCGUGUUUUUAGAUUCGUGGAUGGAAAUGAGCAAUAAGUUCUAUCUUGGAGCUGCUUUGACGCAAAUAUUCAUCGUAUGCUGGUACGCCGAUGAUAUUUAUAGAGCUAGCGUAGGUGUAGCGGACGCGGUGUAUGAGAGCGGGUGGUAUAAAAGCAACACGCGAUGCCGGCGCGCGAUGCUCGUCGUACUUCAACGGUCACAGAGGCCUUUGUACUUCACAGCUCUCAAAUUUCGCGCUAUCACAAUGAUUACAUAUAGUUCAAUCCUUACAACGGCGUAUUCAUACUUCACGCUGUUGUACACGUCAUACCGUCGUGAUUAAAUGUUUAUCACUGGUGUCAUUUUAUUUUAAUAUUUUAUAAUUUGAUAGAAAACUGUAAC